Puccinia graminis f. sp. tritici CRL 75-36-700-3 is the source of this 1335-nucleotide messenger RNA. RefSeq lists its product as uncharacterized. Gene Ontology annotation, cellular component: cytosol. The transcript has 4 exons. Lineage: Eukaryota; Fungi; Basidiomycota; Pucciniomycetes; Pucciniales; Pucciniaceae. The coding region runs from base 1 to 1335 and encodes 444 amino acids. Gene Ontology annotation, biological process: protein insertion into ER membrane. The record is from RefSeq and is a predicted model, not a curated record. Gene Ontology annotation, molecular function: protein binding.
AUGAUUGGUGCAGUGCCCCAAUCAAACCCGUGGACACCCUUCCCAGGCCCGUCCGUCCAGGCCCGCCAAACUUUUCUCAGGCCACGUCGACCACAACUUCCAACAGACCAACUUGUUCACGACAACCACCAAUCAGCCACAUACUUAACCAUCACACAUUUUGCCAUAGAUAUCCAACAAGAAAAAAAAAACAAGCAGGUAUGUCACCACGAUCGGAACGCGGAUCUGAUGCCAACUCCGUCCCUCGUUCGAACUCUAAAGUCCAUUCAGAACCUCGUCGAUCAGCAAGAAUGGUAUGCUGCCCAUCAAAAAUAUCGUACUUCGGCGGCACGUCUUCUGAAGUCGAAUGAACAGGCUUCGAUCCAGGAUGCGAUCUCAUUGUUAUUUGAAGGGUCUAGACUGUUAUUGGAGCGAGGACAAACAGGCUCGGGGACCGACCUCGGGCUGAUGUUAAUCCGGGACGUACUAGUGGCCAAGAAAGUCGGAUUAGGAGUAGAGGAGCGAAACAAGCUCUUGACGCUGAUUACCCUGACAGGAUCAUCGGGAAGCUGGAGGAAGACCUUGAUCGAUGCCGCAGUGUCUUGGACUUGCGAUGCUGGAGAUUGUCCUACGGGCGAUCCAGCGUUACAUCUGGCUGUCGGUGAACGACUUUUCAAGGAGAAUCAGUUCCAAUCCGCCGUCAUCCAUCUCCUAUCGGCUUGCAAUCGGGACGCCGCGAAAGUGCUAUCAAACGUCUUAUGGGCUUGGUCGAAAGAGGAUAAAUCAAACCCGGAUGGCUGUCUCUCCGGUCGAUACGCAGCCGUGGGUGUUCUCGGCUACCUCGAACUGGGCUCGAUCAUUUCCGCUCGUAGCUUCCUGGAAGAUUUCCUCCAAAAGACUAUCUCCACAUAUCCCAAGCUUUUGAAUUGUGAACUGCCUGCCGAUUGUAACAACAGCACGAUCCACGUCUUUGUCGUACCAUCGCUCAACUUCCUUCAGCUCCUAAUUCUUACUUGCCAAGUCGGUCCUGGCUCGUUACCAAAUGGUUCGACCCCUCCCCCCAACCACACCGGCCCUACUAUCGGUAAAGCAGUCUAUCAAGCUAUGAUUGGUCGUUAUUCCCGCUUCGAUGGCUGGGUUUCCUCACCUGCUAUUCAAGAAAGCUUUGCUACUCUAGCUGAAAUGUAUUUUGGUAUCAGACAACAACGACAAGGAGGGAACAUCCUGAGUGAUCUAAUGGGAUCCUUGUUUUCCGGAGGGCCUGGAGGGCCUGGUUCAUCAUCACAUCCUCCCAGUUCUCGCACUAACAAAUCGAUUGAACCUUCUGGUGGAAUUAGCACUCCUACUCUAGAUUAA